UUCUCUCUCUCACACAUAGUGUGUGCAUGUAGGAAAAUGGCAGAAGCCAGUAUUUCAGUGGAUCAGUUCAGCUGUCCAGUGUGUCUGGAUCUUCUGAAGAAUCCUGUAACUACUCCCUGUGGACACAGUUUCUGUAAAGUGUGUAUUAAUCACUUCUGGGAUGAGGAAGAUCAGAGGAGGGUCUACAGCUGCCCCCAGUGCAGAGAGACUUUCACCCCAAGGCCUGUUCUGUGCAGGAACAACAUGCUGGCUGAAGUGGUGGAGAAACUGAAGAAGACUGAACUCCAAGCUGCUUCACCUGCUCACUGUUACGCUGGACCUGGAGAUGUGGAGUGUGAUUCCUGCACUGGGAGAAAACGCAAAGCCACUAAUUCCUGUCUGGUGUGUCUGGCCUCCUAUUGUGAAGAUCAUCUUAAACCUCACCAUCAGUCUCCUGCCUUUAAGAAGCACAAGUUAGUUGAAGCCUGUGCAGAGCUCCAAGAGGAGAUCUGCUCUGAACACAACCAACUGAUCGAGAUCUUCUGUCAUACUGACCAAACCUUCAUCUGUUAUUUGUGUACAAUGGAUGAACAUAAGGGUCAUGAUACUGUUGCAGCUAAAGCAGAAAGAAGUAAAAAACAGAAUGAGCUAAAGGAGGAGCAGAUGAAAUCCCAGCAGAGGAUCCAGGAAAAGCAGAAGAAGGUGCAGGAGCUGAAAGAGACUGUUGACACUAUUAAGAAGCGUUCACAGGCAGCAGUAGAUGACAGUGAGAGGAUCUUUACUCAGAUGAUCAGCUCCAUGGAGAAAAAGCGCUCGGAGGUGACAGAGCUGAUCAGAGCUCAGGAGAAAGCUGAACUGAGUCGAGCUGAACGACUCCUGAAGCAACUGGAGCAGGAGAUUGCUGAUCUUCAGAGGAGAGUCACUGAGCUGGAGCAGCUUUCACACACACACGAUCACGUCCACUUCCUCCAGAGUUUCCCGUCUCUCUGUGUUUCUCCUGGAUGUGACGACUCACCCAGCUUCACUGUCAAUCAACAUCUCUCAUUUGAUGGAGUGAGGAAAUCUCUCUCAGAUCUGAAAAAACGAGUCGAGGAAAUCUGUGAGGAGGAAUUCAACAAAAUCUGUCCACGAGGUGUCAUGGCUGCUAGAGACACAGUUGAAAUGGUCCUACAGAUGCUGGAUGAUGAAGAGGCAGUAACGGGGUUGGACUCUGAUUCUGAAAUUUCUGAUGAUGAGGACCCAGACUAUUGUCCAGGUGGCAGUGGCAGUCGUCCAACUGGAAAUCCAACUGAACAGGAUCAAUCUGACUCAGAAGAUUCCUCUUCUGUGUCCUCUGAAGAAAAAAGUGUCCAAAUCAUGUCCAACAGAAUGAGUCAGAAGGGCUCUUACUGGAGCGAGUUACCUCCCACCCAGGGCAGAACACAGAGCCACAAUAUCCUCAGAAGUCGGUCAGGGCCUGCACCAGGGCUUAGCACCACUGUCUCACCAAAAGAUGCAUGGGAGCUCUUUAUCACUGAUGAUAUAAUACAAGAGGUGAUGAAGUGCACAAACUUGGAAGGACGGAGACAAGCAACAGCUAGAGGAAAAAAAUGGACAAAUGUCACCAAAGAUGAAUUCAUGGCCUUCAUUGGAUUGACCCUGCUUGCAGGAAGUGAGAAGAACUGGGAUGUAUCAGUCCGUGAGCUGUUUGGGAGUCCUCUACAUAAUCCCAUGUACAAGGCCACUAUGGCUGUUGGAAGAUUUGAAGACAUUCGCCGUACCUUGCGCUUCGAUGAUAAGAGGACCAGAGCCACCCGACUGGAAACAGACCAUAUGGCAGCCUUCCGCUAUGUAUGGGACCUGUUCCUGGUCAACUGCAGACAGCGAUUCAUCCCCAGUGAUUGUGUCACUGUGGACGAACAGCUUGUGCCAUUCAGGGGAAGGUGCAAGUUUCAACAGUACAUGCCAAGCAAGCCUGCCAAGUACGGCCUAAAGAUCUUCUGGGUUUGUGAUGCACGCAUCCCCUAUGCAAUAGAUGGCAUAGUUUACAUGGGGAGACAACCAGGGGAAGAAGUUCAGAAGAAUCUGGGGGAAAACAUUGUCCAGCAGUUGUGUAGUAGAUUUAGAAACACAGGUCGCAACAUCACCAUGGAUAACUUUUUCACCAGUGUGCCUCUUGCGCAGCAUCUCCUGGAGAAGGAUCUCACUAUUGUGGGGACUCUACGUCAGAACAAGCCAGACAUCCCUCCUCUGAUGAAGCCUUCCGAGUCCAGGGAGGUUCACAGCACAGAGUUUGGAUUCAAUGACGGCCUUACCAUGGUCAGCUAUGUCACAAAAAAAGGAAAAGCUGUUGUGCUCCUGAGCACGAUGCACCACGACAAAGUAGUGGAUGAAAAUAGCAGAAAGAAAAAACCAGAAGUGAUCCUGUUUUACAACAAGACGAAAGGAGGUGUAGACACCGUUGACCAGAUGGUUGGCACGUACACCUGCAAGCGCCAAACACAGAGGUGGCCCAUGGUGCUGUGGUACAACAUAAUUGACAUCGCCACCCUGAAUGCCUACACCUUUUUCACGGUUCAGCACCCAGAAUUCAAGAGCGGCAUCACCAAUGCACGACGGCUCUUCCUCAAAGAGCUGUCAAAGGAGCUUGUCACACCACACAUGAGGAGUCGACUGGAAGGCUGCCCCCAACUGCAAGCCCCAAUUAUUGAAGCAAUGGGAAGGUGUGGGGUGACAAAAGCCACAACCCAGCCACAGGAAAGAAGCAGACAGGGCCAACUAAAGAGAAAGAGGUGUCAGAUCUGCCCAAGAAACAGAGAUUGGAAAGUCAAGAAUAGGUGUGGGAAAUGCAAUGUACCUGUGUGCAAUGAUCACAGCCAGAAACAGGUAGUUUGUCUGAACUGCAUACAGUGAUGAGACAAGAAGGCAAAACAGGGAAAAGAGAAAAGAGAGAGGAACUGUCAAUGACUGGACAGUUACACACAUACAUACACACAAACAGGGUGCGAUUUGUCAAAAAAACAGAAGGGGGGAUGUUUUUUUUUUUUAAUCAUGAAACGUCACAAAAUUAAGGUAACAAUAGGCUAACAGCUCAAUAACAUCCGAUGAUAUCAAAUGAAUAACACUAAAUGAAAACGAACACUAAACCAGAGAUAGUAAAUUCAUCUUCCUAACUCUCUGACUAAAUACACGAACACUAACACACAACAAAGUUCGCAUUGCUUGUCGCGUUGCUGUGAUGUUUCUCUCCCUCCGGAUUAAAUGGACAGUGACUCGGAAAUCACUAAAAUACAUGAAUACUAAAUGAACAGUUUGCUCUGAUGGCGCAGUUCAUGUGGCCUUUUCUGCUUUCCCGUCGGUGCGCUAUCCGCCGCGUUUCGCCCUUCUUUAAUCCACAUUUCUGCGAAUUUCUCAGCAGGGAAGGAACGCACGUCUGGCCCAUUGACAGCGAGGAAAAGAAGGCUGUUCAGUGUGGAUACAUUCAUUCUGUUGCGCUCAUCAGUAAGGAUGUGAUUCAUGGCGCUAAAUCCACGUUCACACUCCGGAUAUUGUUAUUAUCUACAAUGUAUCUAUUUGCUGGGGACGUUCGUGAACAUCAAAGCUGCCACUUUGGGUCAUUUUGGAAGUGAGUGCAAUGUAGACCAUAGAAAACUGUGUCACAACAUGCCUGUCAUGUCAACUUUUUUUUUGGUUUGUUUGUUUUAUAGAGUGCUCCGAGAUGAUGCUAAAAAUAGUAACACUGCGGUCUGCGCGGUCAUCUUGGAAGUCAUUCGCUCCAGAGCGCUCAUAGAGUACACAUCAUAGAGUACACAUUCACCGAUUCGUUUCCGCGUUAGAGGGCUUAGAAGCUUGGAUUUUUUAAGAAUUUAGACAUCUGAAGUGGUGGAGCACCACUGUGAAAGUUUGGAUAAGCAGGCACGGGAGCGUUAUGCUGAGAAGGUACGUUUCAUUGGGAAUGUAGAUCCAUACACUUUUAGUGAGAAGGAAUGGAAAGCUGACCCCAGCUUGUUGCCGCAUGUGACAUACACCGAUCUUGUGAACUAUCUAGUGUUUCACCCAAGUCCAUUUUGUGAACUAAAGCAUGUGUACAUAAACAUUACUAGGCCUAGAUCUUAAAUGCCAUUUGAUGCAACAAUGCACUGCAGUAGACAUAAGCUACCUAAUGUGACAAAUAUAUCCAUUAAUCAUUGCUGAAAGUACAUAGAAAAGAUAAUAGUUUGUAUCACAUUUAUUUUAGUAACUAUGAAAUUCAAGACAAUUUAACCUACCUGUCACAAAGUGAUCAGAACAAAUCCGGAUACAGUCAAGUUGUCCUAAAUUUGAUCGGUUGACGGCAUCCAGCCACUGUCGUCUCCUCCGCUCGCUUUUCUCCUGUGCUGCAAUUCCCUGGUUAGUCACGACUUUAGGGAGUCUGUGGAAGCUUUUGCCACCCUUUUCCCCCCGGCUACUACAGCCAACAAUGACACACGUAUUCGGCAUUGUCACCCCUUUUUGCUUCGCUGAACAACAACAAUGCACUGACACAGUGACCUUUGACUUCCAAUAUGGCCGCCGCUGGGUUCGCGCUGACCUCGAAGCACUCUAUUGAUGGGGUUGUCCCCGAGGAUUUUUUUUCAGGAGAGAUAAAAACCAGAGGGGGGGGAUGAUCCCCACCAUCCCCGCCAGCAAAUCGCACCCAGCACACAGACAGACAGACACACACACACACAGACACACACACACAGACACACACACACACACACACACACACACAAAAUGAUGUUUACAUUUUUCUAUUGCUGUUCUGGGUAAUUUUCUUUUUCAAAAAUGUUAAGUGAAAAAUAAAGAUAUUUCAAACAUGAAA
Messenger RNA from Neoarius graeffei (lesser salmon catfish), 4801 nucleotides. Its product is annotated as E3 ubiquitin/ISG15 ligase TRIM25-like. The transcript is spliced from 5 exons. The record is from RefSeq and is a predicted model, not a curated record. Bases 37 to 2871 code for a protein of 944 amino acids. Gene Ontology annotation, molecular function: zinc ion binding; protein binding. Lineage: Eukaryota; Metazoa; Chordata; Actinopteri; Siluriformes; Ariidae.